Messenger RNA from Xyrauchen texanus (razorback sucker), 7558 nucleotides. RefSeq names its product MAM and LDL-receptor class A domain-containing protein 1-like. The record is from RefSeq and is a predicted model, not a curated record. Gene Ontology annotation, cellular component: membrane. The transcript is spliced from 33 exons. The coding region runs from base 53 to 5437 and encodes 1794 amino acids. Gene Ontology annotation, molecular function: protein binding. NCBI's taxonomy places the organism in Eukaryota, Metazoa, Chordata, Actinopteri, Cypriniformes, Catostomidae.
UCUGUGAUUUGGUUUAUGUGUAUAUCUGAAUGAGCAACUGUCUGAGAGCUCAAUGAGGGUGUGUGUGUGGGUCUCAUUUCUGGUGUAUGUCCUGGGGAGUGCCUCAUCUACGCCAUGUCUGCCUGAGGAGUUUGCUUGUAUGAGAGGCGGUUGUGUAUCUGGGGAGCAGCUAUGCGAUUUUAGAGAGAACUGUGAAGAUGGCAGUGAUGAGAAAAACUGCUCCCAGUUUGUGAGGUGUGACUUUCAGAAUGGGUUCUGUGGUUUUCAAGUUCUAAAUGAACAUCAUGUUUGGACUAGAGGCUCAGGGCUGCUUUUGCCAAGUCCAGAACUAGACCACAAAAAUGUUACGGGUCAUUAUCUUUAUAUACGGUCUGAAAAUGGAGUAGGAGUCACUGCUGAAAUAUACAGUCCUCUUUUCCAGCCUUCAGUAGCCUGCAGGCUGACAUUCUACCAUCAUAUUGGGCAGCUGAUAGGGGAUUUGCAGGUUCUGAUACAGUCAACAUCUUUGGUAGAGCCACAGGAAAUUUGGUUACAGUCCACACCAAAUUCUGAUCCUCACACAUGGAUGCGAUCAGUAGUGGUGUUCAGCAGCAGAGAGAAGUUUAAGGUGGUGAUCAGAGGAAUGAUAUUCAACAGCAGUGAUACAUAUGAAGUUAUUGCGAUUGAUGACCUGUCUUUCAGCCAAGGCUGCGUGCCAGAUUUAGAGAAUGAAAUCAAGGCACCUCCUCCAACUCAGUGCCACCCAUCUCAGUUUCACUGUGAUGCCAAUGAAUGUGUGGAUGGGGUGAAAGUGUGUGACUUUUCUCCAGACUGCCCCAGCGGAGAGGAUGAGGCCAAUUGUUUGGCACAGUGUGAUUUUGAGAAUGACUCAUGUGGUUGGCACGAGCUUGCCCAGGGAGAUGGAUUUGAAUGGGUAAGAGGCUCAGCUAAUGAAGUCCCUAUAGAUUAUCUGGACCAAACACCUCCCCAGGACCAUACUACUAGUACAAGUGAAGGUCACUUCAUGCUUAUUUUUAAGAAUAGCAACCGUUUUUCCCAGCAAGCUGUGCUGCGGAGUCCUACAUUCCAGCAAUCAGGUUCAGACUGCACCAUGACCUUCUGGCACUAUAAUUCUGGACAGUCUGUUGGUGCAGCUGAAAUGUACUUAUCAGUUGAUGGCUUAGACAAUUCUACGAUACUUUGGCGAACGCUCUAUGACCAAGGCAACCAAUGGCAUCCAGUAAUUGUGCAGAUUGGUAGGCAGACCAGGCCUUUUCAGUUGUCAAUUGCAAAACUGAGUCUGGGCGUAUAUGAAGGAGUCUCUGCCCUAGAUGACAUUAUGUUCCACAACUGCUCAUUGCCAGAGGCUGUGGAGAUGUGCCCCACUCCUCUUCACUUUCACUGUAGCCGGAGCAAAGCAUGUGUAAACUAUUUCCAGAUCUGUGACCUGAUUGAUGACUGUGGAGAUGGAACAGACGAGGAACAUUGCUUUUCAGAGUUAAUGUGUGACUUCGAGGAAGGCCUGUGUAGCUGGACCCAAGAUCAUGAAGAGGACAUUUUUGAUUGGAUGCGAAUACAAGGACCAACUCCAACUUUCAACACAGGCCCAUUGAAGGACCACACACGAGCCAAUGUGGAUGGACACUUCCUCUACAUUGAAUCUUCAGACCCACAAAAGUUCAAAGACACUGCUGUUCUUAUUAGUCAACCUUUUCUCCCAACCUCUUGCAGAGGUUCUGAAUCGAAGCCACCUUGUAUUUUUAGAUUCCACUAUCACAUGUUUGGCCAGCAUGUGUUCCGGUUGGCUGUGUACAUGCGCACCCGUAAUAGUGGCCGGGGCAACUUGUUGUGGGUUCGCUAUGGUGACCAAGGCAACUUCUGGCACCGGAACAUUUUGCAGAUCCACAGUGCUCACCACUUUCAGAUUCUAGUGGAGGGGACUGUUGGUGAUGACUUCAGGGGUGAUAUUGCUAUAGAUGAUCUGUCUUUCUUUGGAUGUCAACCAUAUGAAGGUGAAUUGCCCUCAACGGAGCCCAGCACUUCUGCCCCUGUGCUCACCUUGUCAACAGCACCCCCUCAUAUCUGCCCCCCUGGCAAGUUUGUGUGCGCCACUACAAAAGAGUGCGUAAGCCUCAGCCAAGUGUGUGACUUCACAGCUGACUGCUCUGAUAGCUCUGAUGAAGAGCAUUGUGCGAAGGAGUAUUGUGAUUUUGAGGGUGACACUCUGUGUGGCUGGUAUUUGAGUGAUCCUGCCACUCCUGUUCCUCUCCAUACCUUUCGUUGGCAGACAGGACAAGGGAAGAGUAUUCACCUUGGUGAACAGAACCACAGACCCGCUAAUGACUAUACACUUGGUUCACCAGAGGGUUGGUAUAUAUUUGCAGACAGCUCUGAUGGAGGAUAUGGUCACCCCACCGAUCUUUCCACUCCCCUCAUCAAAAUUACAGGGCCCCAGUGCACUUUGGUAUUCUGGUAUCACAUGAGCGGCUUUACUGUUGGAACGCUACAGGUCUUCAUCAGAUCAGGUACUGUCAUACAUGAAGUUUGGUCCCAAAGUGGUAACCAAGGCAACAAUUGGAGGCGGGGCGAAGUCUUCAUUGGAUUUCAUCACAACAUCCAGGUGGUUCUCCGUGCCAAGCGGGGUAUCAGCUACAUGGGAGAUGUUGUAGUUGAUGACGUGACAUUUGUGGACUGUGCCCCCCCAUUAACAACUAAUCUUACUUGUCAUAACAACGAGUUCAUCUGUGCCAAUGGUCAUUGUAUCUCUGAGGACAACAUGUGUGAUUUUAUUGAUCACUGUGGAGAUGGCUCAGAUGAGAAUCACUACAUAUGCAAAGGAUUCAGUGGUCGCUGCAAUUUCGAAUUUGACCUUUGUUCCUGGAGACAGAGGCAAGAUGAUGACUUUGAUUGGUUGAUAAAAGCUGGAAAUAUGCUCACUCACGGGACUGGACCAUCCACUGAUCACACCCUCCGUAAUCCAUCAGGCCACUACUUAUAUCUAAAAGGGUCCUUCCCACAGACAACUGGAGAUACUGCCCAAAUCAUGGGACCUCUUUUCAGUCACGGUAGCAAAGAUUGCAAGAUGGUGUUUUACCUCCACAUGUCUGGUGAUGGCAUUGGCACUCUGAACGUCUAUAUGAUUACAAACUCCAACCACUCACUCUUUCUUAACCUCACUGGUAAUCAAGGCAACUACUGGAGCAGACAGGAACUGCCCCUCUCCUCUUCUGAAAACUUCCGUAUUAUGUUUGAAGGCAAGGUGGGCAUCAAUCCUCGAGUUUACAUCUGCCUUGAUGACAUCACCUUCUCAGCAGGCUGUAUUCUUAGCACGAGCUUUAAAACAGACUUCAGUCCUUUGUUACAUCCAGGUUCUCUACAGUGUAACAAUGGCAAUUUCUACAAACCAAAACAGACAUGUGACUUUACCGACAACUGUGGAGAUGGAACUGAUGAAGUGGAUUGUGGCACGUCCUGCACGUUUGAACAUGGCUGUUGUGGUUGGAAAAGCAGCCUGGCAGACACCUUUAGUUGGGCCCUUGGAGUUGGCUCUGCUCAUAUGAUCAGACCUCCUCACGACCACACACUUGAGAAUGAAAGCGGCCACUUUGUAUAUAUGGCAGCCACUCCUAUUGGUUUGAAAGGCGAUAAAGCUCACAUGAGAAGUUCUUUGUGGAAGGAAUCUAGUGCCACAUGUAAACUCGCCUUCUGGUACUAUAUUUCAGAAAAAGCCACAGGAGUCAUCCGACUCUUCCUAAAGACAGAAAAUGAGCUGAGGGAGGUAUGGACAGAGCAGAAGAUGCAUGGGGAAUGGAGAAAAGCAGAGGUACCUCUGAGGAAACUCAGGAACUUUAUUCUAAUAUUUGAAGUGGUUCGAACACGAGAUGUGAGUGGAGGAGCUGCCCUUGAUGACCUGGAAUUCAUUGACUGUGCACCACGAGCAGUGCAUCCUGGGUCAUGCCCCGCUGUCACAGAUUUUGUCUGUAAAAAUGGAGACUGUAUUGAGUACCAUUUGGAGUGUGAUGGUAAAGCUGAUUGUGCGGAUGAGUCUGAUGAAUUGGACUGCACAUUUGUUCCAGGAGCUUGUAAUUUUGAUAAGCCUGAUGGUUUUUGGGAGGAGACCUGUCAGCUGUCUCAGGAUCCUCACGAUGACUUUGACUGGGACGUAGGCUAUGGCAGUAUGUGUAAUGGGACUGGACCAUCAUCUGACCACAGCCCCAAUGAAGAUGGGGGGUACCUGUAUGUGAACUCCAGUGCCCAGAGAGAAGGGGACAUUGCCAGAUUAAUAAGCCAGCAGGAGUUUCCUGCUAGCAUUGGUGUAUGUCAUAUGCGUUUCUGGUUCCACAUGUACGGCUCAUAUCAAAUGGGUGUGCUGAAGGUGCAUACAGUGGGGCGCAGUGGAACACCCCUGUUAGUAUGGGCAACUUGUGGAAACCAUGGAGACAGCUGGCAUUAUGCUAAUGUGAUCUUAUCAAAUGUAUCACCCUUUCGAGUGAGCAUUCAAGCAGAAGUGGGAGCAGACCAGUGGACAGACAUUGCUGUGGAUGACAUCUCAUUCACUAGAGAAUGUCUUGUAGGAGCUCCAGUGACCCCCAUCCCACAAACAUGCCACAUGGAACACUUCCAGUGUUUGUAUCAGUUUGAGUGUAUACCACUGAGUUGGCGUUGUGAUGGUGAGGUGGACUGCCUUGACCACUCAGAUGAGGAGAUGUGUGCCAGUGUGGUUCCUGGAACUUUGCCUCCUCAAAGAGGGUGUGAGACAGGAGAAUACAGCUGCAAGAACAGCAUCUGUAUUCCAGCACUGCUGCGCUGUGAUUCAGUUCUUGACUGCCCCAAUGGAGAAGAUGAAUAUGGAUGCUCUAUUAAGCAAUGCAAUAAUGGGGAAUUAGUGUGUGAGGCGACUGCAGACUGUAUAGCGUAUCAGAGUCGAUGUGACUACAUUGUUGACUGCUCCCCAUUUAAUUCUGAUGAAUCCAGCUGCCAUGAGUGUCCAUUUGAAUACUGUCUCAAUGAAGGAAAAUGUGUAGUAAAGGAAAAUGGGCCAGUAUGCAAUUGUCCAUCACUUUGGACUGGAAAUCGUUGCCAUAUCAGAGAAAAGCUAUUGACUCCCACAACACCUGUGAUACCAGAUAGUAAACAUGAUUCAGCUUUCAGCAUUGGUUUAAGUGUUGCAAUGAUCCUGUUGGUCAUUGCAACUGUAGUCAUUUUGGUCUUUGUAUUACAAAGAAGAUAUUUAAUUAGAGACUCCAGUCUUAUUGAGAAUGAAGAGUUGGACAACUCUGCCUUUGACCUGCAGAAAGAGCUGCCCUCUCUUGCUGUUAGGCCCAGAUGGUCUGUACACCCUCAGCUAAUCAUCAGCGUCUACCCAUGGAGAGAAGAAGCAAAGGUCUCCUUCUUAGAGGAAGACAAACUCUCUUUCUCCAACCCACACUACAGGUGUUCAAGGAGUUCUGAAGCCUGAACAAAACACAGAUGCACAAACAUACACACUCAACUUAAUUCCAGUAGAUCUACAUUACACUCCACUUUAUUUGAGCCCCCUCAACAACAUGGCUGCACUUGUUUAGAGCCAAACAAUUCAUUUCUGUAAAACUCAUGGGAGAAAAAAGUUCAAUUUAAGCAAAACAAAGCUAUUAAACUUUUAUCAGUCAUAUAAAAAUGUUUCUUGUAAGAAUUCUUGGCAGCUAACAAAUUAUAUAUGCUUUUAUAAGCCUCUACUCUUAGGCACUGAGACAAAAUGUAAAAAUGCAAUACACAGAAGUUGGAAUAACAAAAAAAAAAAAAUAGAAAAGUGCAAAAAUCUGUGUUACAGUGAGGCACUUACAAUGGAAGUGAAUAGAGACAAGUUUUGGAGGGUUUAAAGGCAGAAAUGUGAAGUUUAUAAUUUUACAAAAGCACUUACCAUACAUACAUUUUUCUGUUAAAACUCAUGUAUUAUUUGAGAUGUAAAGUUUUUGAAAUCGUAAUUUUUACGAUCGUUUUAUGGUUUUAGGGUUUACAGUGCUAUGUUGUCAUGGCAACAAAGUUGUAAAAUGUUAUAUAACGUUACACAGAAACAGUUAGUAAUUGAUUUUAUCACACUAAAAUAAUGUUAACACAUAUUGUUUCUGUCUAUACUUUUAAAAUAGUGAGUAUUUUAACAUUUAUAGAUUGGCCCCAAUCACUUCCAUUGGAAGUUCCUCCCUGUAACCUGGAUUUGUGCUUUUUUAAAUAAAGGAGGGACAAGUUUACUUAAUAUUUAGGUGUAAUCAACAUUAUGCCACAAAUGCUGUUGAUUGAACUUAACUUGUAUUGAAUCCAGAACAUUAAUUUAACAGGAGAGGAUUUGCUGAUACAUGCCUGUGUGAAGUUUAGUCAGUUAGUACACAACCCUGAUUAUGAAUGUUCAUGUUCAAUCAAAAGAAAAAUGUGUUCUUCUGCAGAACAUAAAAGGUGGAAUUUUGAAGGUAUCCCAUCUGCUGAUUUCAGUUGAGUAACUCGCUUUAAAGCUUAAAGACCCAAACAUGUUAUUAAAGUAGUCAACAUGACUCUUUCCCAUUGUUUUUCACUUCUAUACAUUUUCUUGCACUGUUUUUUUUCCCCUUCUUUUUCUUUUAGACAUUUAAGAAUAUUUAAUUAUGAAACAGUGGCUUUCAGAAAGUAAAGGGGAAAUCUUAUGAUUUAAUUACAAUAAUAUUUAAGAAGAUCACAACAUACCAUUAAAUCAGGAAGGAUUGCCAAAAGCAAUAUGGGCUCAGGGUGCCAUUAAAAAAUGAUUUGCUUUCAAAGUCUACUCUCCUUCCCAUUCCCUGUGGUUUAGAAAAUUGUAUUUUUAUUACUUUAAAUGUGGGUUCAAUCACAACUUGGCCUUCUGUUUGAUUCAAACAGACCACAUUGUGACAGAUGAUAAAUACAAUUUAAAACUAUUAUGGUAUCUAAACAUGAAAAAAGACAAAUUAUGUAGUUAACUAUAAGAUGCAGUGUUUUGAUUGCAGAAGCGCUGUCAGCGUUAAUAAGUGCGCCUGGAUACCUUUUGGAUGUUUAGGCUUGGAGGGCUGCAGAAUAUGUAAGGAAUAUUCUUGGUUCAAUUCAAGUUAAGCUCAAUCAACAGCAUUUGAUGGAUAAUGUUGAUUACCAAAAAUAUUUGGACUCAUCCCUCAUUUUCUUAAAAAAAAGAAAUAUAAAAUCUAGGUUAAAGUGAGGCACUUACAAUGAAAGUAGAUGGGAGACAUUUUUGGAGGGUUUAAAAGCAGAAAUUUGAAGCUUAUAAUUGUAUAAAAGCACUUACAUUAAGGACGGUAUGUGAUUUUUUCAGACUAAAAUCAUGUUUACACACAUAUCCUUUAUGCCUUGUGGCUUUAAUUUUUUAAAAAGUUAGUAUUUUAACAUUCAAAAUUUGGUCCCCAUUCACUUCUAUUGUAAGUGCUUCACUGGAACCCAGAUUUGUGCUUAUUUUGCCACAUAUGCCACACAUGCUAUAGAUUGAGCUUAAUUUAACCCAGAAUUUUCCUUUAAAGCAUUUUAACAUCAUACAGAGGAUACCAGAACACACUGCAACUGAAGAUGGAAAUCUAAAAUAAUGUGUUGAUUGAUUCAAUAAAAU